AUUCAACUAUGAUGGACAAUAAUACAACAAUGUUGGAGAAAAAGUUCAAUAAUUGUUUCGCAAAUAUGACUGAAAGAAAUACCACAAUUAAAUUACUAUCAACAGCAGGAAUGCAAAGUUGUAUUGAUGCUCUCAUGGAGGAUUUUGUAAACAUGGAUAAAAAUAUUGAAUCACAUCUUACCACUUAUAGAAAAUACGUUGAUGAUAAACUCAAUGGAAUUUCAGCAUCAUGUAAAAAUAACACCAAUAUACAAACAUGCAUUGUCCUUGCAGUUCCAUCAGUUAUAAAAAUAGCUAGUGAUUACUAUAUUCACACUUUGGUUCUCAAAGAAAAGUUGGAUAUUUUUGUAUUUUCAGCUCCAGGAAAAUUAAUGAAAUGUUUUACUGGAUCAGUCAAUGCUUUCAAAAAAGUAAUGCAUUCAAAAUUAGCAUCUGAUGGAUUCAUUGAUAAUGAAAAUAAAAAUAAAACUACAUAAACAUUAGACACUAGUAUAAAAUAAAAAAUAAAUAUUAAUCA
Messenger RNA from Aphidius gifuensis, 517 nucleotides. RefSeq lists its product as uncharacterized. The coding region runs from base 9 to 476 and encodes 155 amino acids. The transcript is spliced from 3 exons. NCBI's taxonomy places the organism in Eukaryota, Metazoa, Arthropoda, Insecta, Hymenoptera, Braconidae. The record is from RefSeq and is a predicted model, not a curated record.